AUGCAAGCCAAAGAGAAGAGACCUGUCUGGAAGGUCUUCUCCCGAGGAAAGGGUGGCGAAGCAGCAUCGGAGACGGCUGAGACCACGACCACCAAGCCUUGCUAUGACGACUCUGCAUACGGCAGUAGUGAACCCAACAGUUCCAUGCGAACGGUAGGGGAGUCUGACGCUUCGAAGAGCACAAAUGCGUUGCCGAACCCUCAAAGAGACGACAAUGUGAGGCCGGGCACAACAUCUGAAGGGCCUUCAUCCUAUACCAGUCCUACCAUCAAGCGAGAGACACGGACGAACCCAAAUAUGGGGCAGACCGUUACAACGACCACAACCACUACAACAACCACGACAACCGUUACGAACGCGAACGGCGAUUCGACUACAGUAGAAGAGCCGCGCGCAGCGGCAGAGCUGCCUACUACCAGCAACAAAGAGCCAGUGCCUGCUGCGAGUGGGGAGCAAAUCAUGCGGCAGCGACGCAGCUCAGAAACACCAGGACAUAGGGUCAUACCUCCGAGGGAGCCAAUAUCACCGAAAACGCCACUGAUACCACGACGUAGCUCAAACAGGCAGUCCUUCCCUCCAUACGCGUCGGCGGCUGAACAGCAUCCACCUGGACCAUCAAAACAACCUAGUAGGACAGGCUCCCAGAACUUCUCCUAUCCUGGGCGCAACCAACCACCUCAAGAUGUUCAUGACGAACAAGAUGCCCAACAUCGACACGAGCAACAGCAAGCCGGUGGCUCGACGAUACAGAAUUUGAAAGCUGCCGCCGCUGGAAUUCACGGCGCCGGUGAGACUCUUCGAGGAACCUUGAAUUCGUCGGUCGAUCGACAUUUUGGCAAGCGAGAGGUGGCGGACAAAGACCAGGCUGCCGUGGAGGCCGGCCGAUAUGAGCUUGCUAAUCGCCGAUUUUAUCAUCCGGAUGGUGAGCAAUCACCUAGCCAGUACCAUCUUGGCGCGAACCCGACCCAGUCUCACAACCAAGACCUCGAGCCUGAUCCGCUGCAGACAGUACCCAGGAAGCCUGUCGGGGCCUCUAUAAUUGGUAGCGAGACCAGGUCAGGGAGGCUGGGCAAUUUCAUCAACAAGGCAACUAGUAGAUCCUCCAGCAGCGCCGAGGUUGGUCAGGAAGAAGAGCCACGGGAACGAGCAAAGUUGAAGAAGCGCAGUAGUUCACGUCUGAGUGUCGUCGGUGAAUGA
Molecule: messenger RNA, 1197 nt
Organism: Neoarthrinium moseri
Lineage: Eukaryota; Fungi; Ascomycota; Sordariomycetes; Amphisphaeriales; Apiosporaceae
Exons: 2
Coding region: 1-1197 (398 amino acids)
Source: RefSeq, a predicted model, not a curated record